AUGGAGUCUCGUCCCAAGCCAACACUAAGUAAAAGCUUCCUCAAAUAUCACGCGGGCUGGCGUCGCGUGGUCAGCCAUUUCAGCCCAUCAUGGUUCUCCACGACAAUGGGCACCGGCAUCGUCGCCAUUCUAUUCCAUAUCAUCCCAUUCGGGCAUACAUACUUGCACUAUGUAUCCAUCAUCUUCUUCAUUCUCAACGUCGUUCUCUUUGCUGUAGUACUCUGCAUGUCCAUUCUCCGGUACACGCUGUACCCUGAGAUCUGGGCAGUGAUGAUUCAGGACCCGACAAACUCACUCUUCCUUGCGACCUGUCCGAUGGGUUUCGCGACGCUGAUUGAGAUGUGGGUGUUCGUCUGUGUGCCGGCCUGGGGGGACUGGACGAGGACGGUGGCGUGGGUGUUGUGGAUUGUCGAUGCGGUGGCGGCUGCGUCGGUGACGGCUGACGAUGAUAGGAUCUCGCAGACGUAUAUUACGUCCCUCGAACGCAUCACCGCGCUGCAGCUUCUCCCCAUCGCGGCGACGAUCGUUGCGGCAGGGACAGGGGCAGAGGUUGCCGAGAUCUUGCCAGAUAAGCAGCAUGCUAUGGGCACUGUGCUUGCCUCGUAUAUCCUCUGGGGUAUGGGGACGCCUCUCGCGAUGACCAUUUUGGUGAUAUACUACCAGCGCCUGGCGGUACAUAAACUUCCCUCCCGGGAGACGAUUGUCAGUUGUUUCUUGCCGCUGGGGCCGCUGGGAUUCGGGGGAUUUGGGAUUCUGUAUCUUGGAAAAGUUCUGCGCAAACUUGUCGAGACUCACGCUGUGAUCGACCCCGUGGCGGGAUCGGUCGCGUACACCUUGGGGCUGUUCAUCUCCCUGCUUAUGUGGAGUUUCGGGCUAAUAUGGCUUGUCUUUGCCCUGGCGACAAUCUAUCACGCGUCCCCGUUUCCAUUCAAUAUGGGCUGGUGGGGAUUCACCUUUCCGCUGGGCGUUUAUGCGGCGAACACCCUCCUGCUGGGUGAGCAGCUGGAUUUGAUGGUUUUUAAGAUUUUUGGAAUGAUACUCAGUGUGGCCGUCAUCCUCUUGUGGCUCGUUGUGGCCGCCCGCACGCUGCACGGCGCAUGGCAAGGGAGUCUCUUCUACGCACCUUGUCUGCAGAAUCUAAAGAGCAAGGAGGAUCCAGCAGAAGCUCCUAUUCGCCAGGCAUGA
Aspergillus pseudoviridinutans is the source of this 1185-nucleotide messenger RNA. Its product is annotated as TDT family transporter. Gene Ontology annotation, biological process: transmembrane transport; sulfite transmembrane transport. NCBI's taxonomy places the organism in Eukaryota, Fungi, Ascomycota, Eurotiomycetes, Eurotiales, Aspergillaceae. The record is from RefSeq and is a predicted model, not a curated record. Gene Ontology annotation, molecular function: sulfite transmembrane transporter activity. The transcript has 5 exons. Gene Ontology annotation, cellular component: plasma membrane. Bases 1 to 1185 code for a protein of 394 amino acids.